Molecule: messenger RNA, 2558 nt
Organism: Branchiostoma floridae (Florida lancelet)
Lineage: Eukaryota; Metazoa; Chordata; Leptocardii; Amphioxiformes; Branchiostomatidae
Product: NXPE family member 3-like
Exons: 6
Coding region: 597-2228 (543 amino acids)
Source: RefSeq, a predicted model, not a curated record
GUGAAUGACUUAUACUAAGGCCACCACACUUGGUAUCUAUUCAGAAAAUGUUAAUAGCAAACAUUUAAAGGCGAAACCGGAGUGCCCUGGGUACCGCCAUAUAGUUGAAAAUUGCCUACUGUGAUUUAGCAGACGAAAUAGACCCCGAGAUCAUAAAUGCGGAUUACCGUUGAAAACCGCGGGGCGCUCAGCGCUGUUGACGCCCGAGCCGGGCGCGCGCGAGCGGAACAUAACAAAGGGAACACGUGAUACGCGUACGUGAGAAGCAUACACAAACACAGUCCGGCACACAUGUUUUGGAACCGCCAUGUUGGACCUUCCUAGUUCCAAACUUCACGCGGCGUUUUCGAUGGAAAUACGGCCGGUAUAAGUGCAACAUAGAAGGGAACGUGUUGCUGUCGCUGCUCAGAUAUAUUUUUUGUCGCACAAGGAAGUGAAACAGUGCCAGACGAGCCACCAGAUUCGGAGAAAUGUUCGUUUGGAUUUGUUUACAACGCUGCCGGCCUUGCUCGGAAACGAACGCUACGUGUUGGUUUGGCAGGAUAUCGGGACGUGGAAAUACCUACAGAUUUAGAAGGAGAGGACAUUGAGUGACAAUGACGUGGCUGGUGGUGAGACGUGUCCUGAUAGUGUUUGUAAUUUUAGCGACAGGAGGAGCAUCAUUGUUCAAUCUUAUGCAGGUCAACACGUCAGGGUGGAACUUCUCUCCUCUUCGCCGGAACUUCUCUGCACCAAAGAUUUAUUCAAAGGUAAUCAGUGUUACGUCAAUAGGAACUUGGCGUGCAUCGAAUCGGAGGAUUAACCUUACCUGGGUCACCAAUCCAAAUUACACUUCUGUCACAAUCGUCAACCCCAAACCUAUGUAUCAGAUAGGGGACAUUCUUUUCAUUGAGGUCGUAGCAAAGGACGGCAACAGACGACGUAAGUUGUAUGGCGGUGAUUACCUCCAAGCAGUUUUACGAGACAAUGCCCAAACCGCCAGUACAAAGGGUAGGGUGCAGGACCACGGGAACGGUCUGUACACUGUUAGUUUUAUUCUCAGUUUCACGGGGAAUGUGAUGCCUCAGGUACAGCUUAUUCACUCCAGCGAAGCAGUGCAACUUCUGAAGGAACUCAGAGAGAUUCCAAACAAGAGGAGGUGGUCUUGUAGGUUCAAAGAUGAAGGCGAAGAUGUGACGACGACUUGUACGAUUCUUCCAAGCCGAACUCUUUCUUCAUCAAGUCAAUGCGACUUCUCGGUGUUAAACACAGGCCGCACUUGGUUUUGCCAAAAACCAAACACAACAACCUGCGACAACAUUAAGAUGUGUAAAUCAGCCAGAGACAUUGUGGAUGAAUUGGUGACUUCUGAAGAACGACAGCUUUUCGAAAGGCCUUUUUGGAACACAGAUUUGGUUACGGAUAUCAAUGGUACAAUCUCUGUUAGAGAAGCUGACGAAAACAGAACUGUGAUGCACUCUUUCCCGUUUUGUAAACCUGGAAUUCCACACAAACACCCCGAGGGAUUCUGGCUCCAUGGCAAAUGGCAUUCGCUUUCUUGUCAGGUUCGGCAGUUCAGCCCGCAGAACGUUACAGAAUGUCUAACUAACCACACAGUGCACGUCAGAGGCGACUCUACUUGUAGACAAUGGGUUGAGCGUCUAGUAAAGUGGAAAGUUGUACAGAGAGGUGCAGGAAACAGCCUUAUCGGCCCGUACACCGCCACCAACCACAGCAGGGGAAUUAUGGUUACAUUUAACUUCCACACUCUUCCUAUCCAAACUGGAAGCUGGUUCCCAUUUCGCAACUUAAGUGAAUCUGGAAUUUCUGUAGAAGUCAGGAGUAUGGCCGGUGGUCCUAACGUUGUGCUUGUGUUGAGCUUGUGUGCACAUUUCGUAGCCGAACCCAAACACGUCUACAGUUCCCGCAUGAUCGAGGUGAAGUUGGCGAUACAAGAGCUUCACAGGAAGUAUCCCAAGACCAAAGUUAUCGUAAAGACGUGCAACACACGGAGCCAUCGUAGCUACAGGUCAGUCGUCCAGCAGUCAGACUGGCUGGCACAACAAAUAGACCAUGAAAUGAGGAGCAUUCUCGGAGAUUUGAACGUCGCCAUUUUAGACGUGUGGGAUAUGACAGUUAGCCAGUGGUAUCCUCACAAUAUACAUCCGAAUCAGCAUGUGCAAGACAACGAAUUGAACAUUCUUAUGUCUUACAUAUGUCCCGAAAUGUUGACAAAUAUUGAACAGUAGCUGUAACCACCAAUCAACAUGUUUGGAAAGACGUCACCGCUACCUAAAUUUCAACAUGGCGUUAUCUGAUCCGCAGCAUUAUUGAAAAUCGUUCCAACAAUACGAUGAAUCAUUUACAUGUAGUUUAAUUACCAACUGUGCUAGUAAAAAAUCUGAGAUCAUGUUGCGUAUUUCUAAACCCUUAUAUUUGUUUAAGACAAUCUAAAACAAGACUUGCUUUGGGGAAGAAACAAACUAGAUAUGCAUAAUAAUUUUGCUUGCCUCAGUUUUGUACAAACUUGUGACAUACAUAUACAUACAUAUCAUUAAUACCAGAGGUCCACAAAACCA